GCGUUGUCACAUUUUCUCUUGAAAAUCGCGUCUGUCACUUGGUCAUUUGCUCACUCAGCAACUCACAAAGUUGGUUUUUAUUUUAGAACGACAACGUUUAACUUUUCUACAGUGACUCAUGUGGCUCCUGAGACUCAGCCUUUUUCAGGAUAUUGCACAGCAGAGAGGGGCGGGGAGCUGAUGACUCUCGCUCUUUACCUCUCACUGCGAGGCGCACAAUGACAGAGUCCUUCCGACAGAGCAACAUGCUAUAUACUGGAUAUUUCUUAGGGAUUUUCUUCUUCUCAUGGGGGAUAAUUGCGGGCAGUGUAAGGACUCUACCUCAUGUGGUGAAGUAUCAAACAGUGAUACCUCAGAGGCUGAAGGAUUCAUCUCUCAUUAAUGAUGGUGCUACAAAUCAGACAUACCUUGAUGUGCUCCAGUACUCUUUGACAAUUGCAGGGCAAAACUACACACUGCAUCUGGAAAGGAACAAAGAUCUUAUCGGGAAAAACUUUUCUGUGACACACUAUUCUGAUCAGGGCACCCAAGUCACAACUACUCCAGAUCAUGGGGUUCACUGCUACUACCAUGGACACAUUGUGGGAGUGGAGGACUCAUCGGCCAGUGUGGGACUGUGCUCUGGAAUAAAGGGGUUUGUGCUUCUCCAGGACCAGAUGUACCUUAUUGAACCUCUGCCCGGUGCCGAGGUGGGACAGCAGGACGACAGCCAGAGCUCUGAAGCUCACAGUGACAAGAGACUUCAUGCUGUUUACAACUACAAACACCUGAGGAGGAAGAGGAGCUCCUGUUCCCAUGGAAACACGACCACUUUCUAUGAUCAUGGAGCUCGUGCGUCUAGACUGUUCCAGUUUGGCAGUCUGAAAAGCAGGGCCCAGACCAAAGACCAUACAGUAACACCCAGGACAGUGGAGCUGGUUCUGGUGGUUGACCACUCGGAGUAUAAGAAGUUUAAAAGUGAGAAGAAAAUACAGACCAGGAUGCUUGAAAUAGCAAACCAUGUGGACAAGCUAUAUCGCCCCGUGGGUGUUCGUGUUAUGCUGGUCGGUCUGGAUAUCUGGUCAUACAGAGAUCAGAUGGAGGUCAGCAAUUCCCCUGAGCUCACCCUCGAUCGCUUCCUCGCGUGGCGUAAGCAGAGCUUGUUGCCGAGGAUCAAACACGACAACGCACAGUUCAUCACAGGUGUGGAUUUUAUUGGCUCCACCGUCGGCUUAGCAAACACCAAUGCAAUGUGCACCGCUAACUCUGGAGCUGUCAAUGAAGACCAUAACAGUAACCCAGUGGGAGUGGCGUCUACUAUUGCACAUGAGAUGGGUCACAACCUGGGCUUGUCCCAUGAUACUGAAAACUGUGUCUGUGAAUCCGUCGAAUCGAAGCAAGGGUGCAUCAUGGCUGAGAGUGUUGGCCUUGUGUAUCCGCAGCUGUUCAGCAGCUGCAGUCAGCAGCAGCUCAGCAGGCUAUUGGAGAAGGUGAACCCUCCCUGUCUGCUGGAUACUCCCUCCACUGAUCGCAUCUAUGGAGGGCCAGUGUGUGGGAAUGCCUUCCUGGAGCCUGGAGAGGACUGUGACUGUGGCACUGUAGAGGAAUGCAAGAAUCCCUGCUGCAAUGCCACUACCUGCAAGCUUAAUGCAGGAGCCCAGUGUGCAGAGGGAGAGUGCUGCCACAACUGCCAAAUAAAACCGACAGGCAGCAUCUGCCGCCUAAAGACAGGAGAUUGUGACCUGGCAGAAUACUGCACUGGCCUCUCUGGCUCAUGUCCGAAUGACACCUACACCCAAAAUGGCCAGCCUUGCAACCGUGGAAAAGGCUACUGCUACAAUGGACAGUGUCCUUCACAGCAAGAACACUGCAAGAGACUCUGGGGACCAGAUGCUAAAGUAGGUGCAGAUGCUUGCUUCUGCAGAAAAACACUGUUUAGCCAGAGAUGUUCAAGAGAUCACUCUUGUGGGACACUUUUCUGUUCUGGAGGCUGGGAGUUUCCAGUUACAUCCAGUAAAUCCAUUCACAAUGUAGGAAAUGGAGGAAUAUGCAAUGAAGCAACUAUAAAGCCUGAAGAUAACUACCCUGCAGAUCUGGGGAAGGUACCUACCGGCACCAAGUGUGGCAACAACAUGGUAUGCUACAAUCAACGGUGUCAAAACAUCGAAAACAUAAAAGUGUACGGAACAAAUACCUGCUCCGCCAAAUGCAACAACCACGGGGUUUGUGACCACGAGAAUAAGUGUCACUGCGACCCUGGCUGGGCCCCACCUUUCUGUGACGUGCUGCAGUCAGAGCUGUCUAAAGAGUCAAGUCUGGUGGUGUUCAUUGUGUCACUGGUAGUUGGCCUACUUCUGCUGUUCGUCCUGGUUAUUGGGAGUUUGAUGUGCUGCAUCAGAAAAGGUCGACCUGCAAAGAGAUACCUUCAGUCUACCUCAGGACAAUCCAACCCAUUGUUUCAUCCGAGCAGUACACGAGGCAACCCUCGUCUUGGGACCACACACAUCAGCCAGCCUACAUUUGUGGAGUCUUCGGCCACUCAAGCUUGUGAACCUCUGUCUUCUGCUAUUGCCAGACCACAUACUGGAGCACCAAAACCCAGCAGAGCAGCCCCAGAGCCGCCCAAGAAAGUGCCAGCUGUACCUCAGCCAUCAAAGACUCAACAGGCUAAGCCACUACCUCCAUCCAGACCUCUGCCACCACUCGCAGCAAAAUCGAUCUUGAAGCCAAAGCCUCCAAUGCCUCCAGUGAAGCCAAAGCCCUCUGCAGUCCCGCUGCCACACACUCAGCUGGUAUGUAUUCAGACAGCAGCAAGAGUCAGCCGGACUUUCCUAAAUCCUUGGCAUUCAAACAUGCUUAAUGUUAUUCAGGGCAUUCACAUUUAUAAAGACGUCUGUGGUUUUAGGCAUUGUCCUAACAUAGCAGUGCAAUGAACAAGCAGUGGCUCACUGUUACUGAGUUCAUAAGCACAUAAACUCUCUUGGCCACCACUGAAUAGCUAAGAGUCAGACACAGUGGAAUAAUAAUCUACACUUAAGAUGGAGUUCGGAGAAAGAAAAUUGCAGUUUUGCUAAGAGAAGCUCAUCAAAAGUAUGUGCGCUAACAGUAUUUGUUUUUCUAGCUUGCAGAGAGAGCUGCCCUGAUUCCCCCCAGCAGGCCCAGAUAACAGAGGGAAUAAUUCAGAAUGGUGUCAACAAUGAGAUCCUCUGACAGAGGACAAUGUGUUUGUCCCACCUAGUAGGACCUAGAAGAUCCUCACAGGAGACGCUUGUCUGGUUUAAAGUGGAAACACGAUCCACUGAAGGAUCAGCAACCUUAAAUGUGAGAGCUUUCCUGUCACUUAUGGUCCUCCUGAGGAUUCCCGCCAUCUGUCACUUGCUUAUGUAGGCCUUCAGUACGCUGAUGAAAACCUGAAGCUGUGAUUAGCAAGCUCAACGUCAAGUCUGUGCUUUACAAACGACAAAUGGCUAUGCUGCCAUGAUGAACUUUUUUUUUUUCUAAUUUUUUUAGGGAAAUGUCACUGCCUUGAUCCUAGGAUAUGUGAACUCUUUUUGAGGCAAUUGUUUUAAUUUAACUGUUUUACUGUUACUUGUCCCUCACAUGGUUUUGGUACUGAUUUUCUAGUAAAUAAUGUUGUUAAGGGUUUUUAAAAUGUGGCACCAACAUUGGCACUUUACAGUUUUUUAAAUUAAGGAUGAACCACAAAAAUCCUAUCUUUCUCUUGAACUUUUUUUGUACUAAGCCAGGUAUGCUUGACUUUAUGGGACUGAAUUGUUACAUGCAGCUGUUUUGUUUGGUGUGUUGACUUGAUAUAUAUUAAUUGUUAUCGUUGAAGGGAUUUUUUAUUGCAUAUUCUAUGCAGCAGACAUGAUCAAACCGCUUCACUCAUAAUGCCAAUGACUGAGGCCUUUCUAUACACUGAGGAUACUGCAUUGAUUCUUUUUCUUCAAACUUUGAACUGAACUUAUUUGAACGUUUCUAUUUAUUGAGAUCUACUUUUUGUCUGUUAAAAUAAAGCUUACAAUAAAAGUGA
Xiphias gladius (swordfish) is the source of this 4012-nucleotide messenger RNA. RefSeq names its product ADAM metallopeptidase domain 8a (gene adam8a). Gene Ontology annotation, biological process: inflammatory response; regulation of cell-cell adhesion; proteolysis. Bases 219 to 2912 code for a protein of 897 amino acids. Gene Ontology annotation, molecular function: metalloendopeptidase activity; cell adhesion molecule binding. The transcript has 23 exons. Lineage: Eukaryota; Metazoa; Chordata; Actinopteri; Istiophoriformes; Xiphiidae. The record is from RefSeq and is a predicted model, not a curated record.